Messenger RNA from Cinara cedri, 6879 nucleotides. Lineage: Eukaryota; Metazoa; Arthropoda; Insecta; Hemiptera; Aphididae. The record is from the annotation of a GenBank genome assembly.
AUUUAGUAAACAUAAUUUUUUUUAAUAAGAAGCAUGUGCAGAUUUUCAAUCCUGUUAUUUUCAUCAUUCAUGAUAUUAUUUGUAGAAGGUAGACAGAGAUGGCAUACAUCACAACUAAGAUUAAUGCGAUUAUAUGACUUACAAAAGGAACACUUUAACGUUUUCAAUGAUUAUUUGAACUCAGAAACAGACCGACUGGGAGAAUUAAAAAAGUAUAAUAACUGCAUAUUAUUACUAUGUUUGGUUUUAUAAUAUCGAACGAAUUGUAGGGUAUUAUUUUAUUUUUUAAUAUAUUUUAUUUUGGUGGGGCCACUAUAAAAAAUAUUCUUUUAAAAUUGAAUUUGACUUAAAUUAUUAUUAUUGAGAAGAACAUUAUUAAUGGAGUUUGAAAUUGAAAUUCAGUUUGCUUACACUUUUAGCUAUUCCGAUAUCUAUAAGUCAUUCGUUUCAAAAAGCUCGUAAAUCUUAAAAAUAACUUUAUUGAAAUUAUUAUAAUAUUAUACGAAACUUAAUAAUUAAUAAUUAAUAAAGAUUUUAUACCUUUAAUCUAAAUCAUGUUUAUUAAUAUUUUCUGCAAUUUUGUUACCAAAACGAAAAAAAAAGAGAUAGGUCUAUAGGAAGAAUAAAAACCGGAGGUCCUUGUGAAUUACACACCUGAUAAUCCUGAUAUUUGUGCCACUGAUAUAAGUACUAGUACAGGUACAAAAACAUAUAAAAUUGGUAUAAAAGGUAUAAAACUGUGUCGGUAAUAAUGUUAUACCGUACCAUGUACUUAUAUUAUAUUUCUAGCAAUUAUGUAGUAUUGAGUGUUGGAAAUAAUUAAAAUACGAACUUUAAUAUUAUAAUAUUUAAUGGAUAUUGUGGCGAGUAGGAAAUUCUCCGAAAUUUACGAGUGGCGUGAUGGAAAAAUAACUAAGAACAACACACACUUCCACGUUAAUAGCUUAAAUGUGAUGACCCGAAUACACUACGAUUUCCAGAAAAUUGAACAUUUAAUGUGUAAUAAACAUUCUUUGAAAGGUAACAUGAUUAUGCAUUUGAUAUUGUCAUAUAUUAAUACAUUUUUAUUUAAAAAGCCUUAAAAAAAAUUGACCAGCACAAAGAUCUUAGUGGAGACCAUAUGCUUUUGGCUUGUGGAGGACUGAGGAGACUACAACGAUUUUACGAGAUCCCUGCAUUCGAAAUGGCAGCUGGAAAAUUUAAUGACCGAAUUAUUGGCAAUCAAUUAGAUGGUAAUAAGAGUAGUAUAAUAUUCCUUUAAUUUUAUUUUCAUAUUUGUGCGUUUUUUUAUUAGUUAUUCAUUUAAUAUGUUAUUGUUUUUUAGCCCGCGAAUGUUAUUUUAUGACAGAAUACUGCUUCGUAAUGAACGACAUGUUCGGUAGUAUAGAUUGGGGUAUUCAAUCUUAUAAUAAAUGGGCAAUUGGAGGCGGUCAGUCAAAAUGUUUUAACGUUGAAGUAUUAAAAUACUACAUAAUUUUGUCUUCUAUGAGCACUGGUAAAUAGUAUACUGAAUUAUGUAGGAACAAAUAUAUUCUUCACCUAGAGUUUAUUUAUAUCUAAUCUUAUAAUCUAUGUUGUUUUCCAAGAACUUGGGCGAAUUAAAAGCUGAUGAACUAAAAAUUAUAAUUUAUAUUCACUAACUGGCCUAUUAUUGUAAUAUUAUAGUAUCUAAUAAGAAUUUGUUUUAAAUCAAUUUUAGUUAUAAUUUUGAUAUAAGGGGUGUUCCACAAUGAUUAGACGCUUGAAAUAAAGCUUAUUAAAAUAUUUAAUAUAAAAAAGUUAUUUCAAGUGUAAGAUUAUCGUGAUAUACCUUAUAGAUUGAAAAUGCAUUUUUCAGGAUUUAAUUAUACAACUCAAUUUGAAUCGAGCGAAACACAAAAUUAUUCUUCAGGAAUAAUCGAGAAGAUCGCACAACAUUCUUUUCUCAUGGGGGAUGACAUUUUUUAUAUAAACAAUAACGUUAAAUCGUUGAUUGAUAUUUUUGGUGUGUAUCAUGUAAGUAUAUACAAGUUAUGAUAACUAUUUAAUAUUUAACUGUUAAAAUUUAUAUAUUUAAAUUUGUUGUUCUACUCUGGCAUACGAAAUGUAUAUAAUAAUAACUAUUAUUAACUGUAUGAAAUAGUAACAGUUAUAAGGGAGAUGAUAAUUAAAUCACCUCUAUUGAGUUGUGGGUUUUCGCAAUUUUAUUUUUAACUUAAAAUAAGUAAAAUUAGUUCGUUUAUACUCCGAGAUGAUUUGAAAUCCAUUUAGUGGAAGUAAAAUCAGCUAGCGAUAAGUUAUAAUGUGAACAAUUUCGUUAUGCUACCUGCAGGCUUUUCACCAAUGCAUUCAUAAAAACCGUGAAUUUUGUUUGAAUUAUGUUUUGUAUUGUUUAUUUAUGGUACCUAUUCAAUAUUUCAAUUAGUAAUUACUAUAAACAUUAUAUUAUUUAUAUCAAGUUGUAUGUGAUAUGUUGAUUAAAUAUGUUUUAAAUUAUUCUUUAUUAUUUGUUUUAUCUUAAUUAUCUUUUAAGUAUAUAAACUAAUGAUAGGAUUCACUAGUAAAUCAAAAUAGGAAAAAAUUAAUAAUACCGAGUCUAUUAAAUUAUGUAAACAAUUAUAAUCGGUUGAUAAUUUUUAAAGUUUAUGAUUAUAUUUUAUCGGAAAAUGAUAUUAUUAUUUUUAUUUAAUUUGAUUUGAUUUGUACUAACGAAAUACAAUUUUAAAGAUAUCCUAGGAUAAAAAAAGAUGGGUGCAGCCACUGUUAGAUAGAUAAUUCAAUGUAUACCUAUAAGCAACGAUAAACCAUUUCUUACGAAAAAACGAUUCUGAGCGCAGUUUUGUUGAUAUACUUUAACAAAAAUAUAAAUGCCAUUUUAUAGUAAAAUAAUUACAUAGGCUUCAUAUAUUUUCUUUAAUAAUAUUUAUUUAAUGUUGUACCAAUUUUCCUAGUUUCUCUACGUUUUUCCUGAUUUUCCCAGUUUUUAUCCCAGUUCUUCACAUUUGCUGGGAAAAAUCUUGGGAAAAUCAAAAAAUGACUUCUCUAAAGUACCUCCCUAGUGAAAUUUCCUUUUAGAAAAAUUGCUAUUAAUUAAAGUUGGACCAAAAUUGCUGGUAGAAAAGUUGAUAAAACUAUUGACACAUAUGCCACUAUUUGUUGAUGGAAAGUUGGGAAAAAAGGAUGCACGUAGGCGCUCAUGGUGGCAAGGCGGCACACUCUCUCCCUAUAAAAAAUAAUAAAAUUAACUAAUAUUAUCAAUAAAUUGAAAUUUAAAACUUCAUUUAGUAUGCAUUUUUAGAAUUUGUUUUAUUUUGCCCCCUACCCGAAAUAUCAUUUAUGGAUACCCAUGUGAAUAUAAAUAUUUAUUUAUUUAUAUUCUUCUCCCACAAAAAACCAUUGUUAACGUAAAAAGAAUGUGAGUUCAAUAGGUUAAAUAUAUUUUUAAAUAUCGUAAUUUAUAUGAUUUUGGUCAAAAUUUAAACUUACACCUAUAUAAAAAAAACUACUUUACGCUUAUAAUUUUUUUUUUUUAACAACCGUCUAAAACCUAUGGUGAAUUUCUUGAAAAAUGUCGGCCAAAUUAAAUAUAUCCCUAUAAAACUGAAUAUAAACUCGAAAAUAUCAAAUGCCUAUAAAUUGCUGUACAAUUUGCUAGAAUGUUUGGAACAUUUUGUUACAUAAAGAAAUAAAUUAUGUAUUCAGUGAAAAUGCCAAGUCUCUAAAGUUAUAACCUAGUUACAACAAAAAUUGAAACUCGAAAAUAAUCAAACCAUUGUUUUUUUCUGCAUUUUCCAAUUAUAAUAGAAAAUAAUAUUAUAAGAAAAAUCAAAAAAUUACCUCCCCAAUAAUACAUAAAGUAGGUAUAAUUUGCUUUCAAAGAGAUGUUACAAUUGAAAAUCGAAAAAAAAAACAAAACAAAUAUUUUUUGACAUUUUACAGACUUUUUGGACGUUUGGAAUGAAAGGGAGGAGGGAUUUUUAUUCUUUUAUUUUAACUUAUUUUAACCUCUUCCCUUGAACCUAAAUUAUAACUGCCACUGAUAUGAAAACUUGUUUUGGUUAUAAUAAUAUUCAAAUAAAUAUUUAAAUUUGUUGAUUUUAGACUUUAGAUACUGAUAAUCGCCGAAUAGACUUUAAACGUUUAUGUAAACACGGGGAAACCAUGAGAACAUUAACGAAAGACUCGAAAUGUCGAUACCAAACGAAAAAUUGUGCUUAUCGAUUAUUGAUGCCGUUUAAAGAAGAAGAUUUAGAUAAUGAUCCAUAUAUAAAAAUAUACCACGAUGUUUUAUAUGAUGAUGAAAUUGAAAAAAUGAAAGCGUUGAUCUCGAACGAAGUACGGUAAUCGUAAUUCAUAUAUGCAGUAAAGGUUCUAUAUAACGGUGACCGAAAAGACCGGAAAUAAUGACCGCUAUUUAAAAGUGACCGUCUUUUAGAGAUUUCCUAUAGAGGUACAACACUUGACGUGACCAAAAAAAAAUGACCAUUACACAGUGGUUACCGUUAACGGAAGUUUUACUGUAUUUUUUUAUUUGGAUCUCAGACCAAAAAUCAAUACACCAUUUAUUGGAAAAAUCAAAAACUAAUCGCUCUAAAGUAUCUCCCCAAUCUGAUUUCAUUUUAGAAAAAGGGCUAUCAUUAUAAAUUUGAGCAAAAUUGCUGGUAGAAAAAUUGUCCACAGAAAAAAAAUAAACAUCAUUGUAAAAUGCAUAUAUUAAAAUACUUUACAAUACUCGUUUCACUUAGAAUCUAAAAUGUGCAAAAUUGGGUCCCGAAUUUUUUUUUUUUAGUAUGUUAAUUUUUGAACGCACUAUGUAAGAGUUUUGUAAAAAUGAUUUUCGUUAACGAAACGAACGAGCUGUAUGAAUGUCGAACCUGAUUAAUUUUGUAGUUAAAAAUCACAAUAUUCGUCCAUAAAUUAGCAUAUACCCUAUAGAUUUUUAAGAAAUCAACACUGUCUAUAAUAUUUCAUCGCAUUUCAUUACUUGAGAAUAUAAUUUUAUUUAUAUUAUACUAAAGAUUAUUAUAUUCUUAAAUUUAAUGAAUACGUACAUUUUAAACACAUUUAAAAUUAUCACUACUAAUUAUAAUUGUAUUAUAGAUGAUCGAUUCUACAGUAGUGCAUCAUAAAAUAAGUGCUUCUGUAGUGGUUGAAGAAAAUCGAUCGGGCCAAACUGGCCGGUUAUCAAAAGACGACGCAUCAAAACAUUUCGAUAAGUUAAAUACUCGUAUCGAAACCAUUACCGGGAUGGGUACGAAAAAUGCUGAAUUGUAUCAAAUAGUUAAUUAUGGUUUAGGAGGUCAUUUUACGCCACAUCAUGAUGCGUUUAUAAAAAAACAGGUAAUACUCGUGUCUAUUUUUUAACACUGUGUCUAGAUACAUACAAAUAUACCCGUACAAUGCGUAUUUUUUAUCAUUAGGGGCUCGGAAGUUAUAGACGGUAAAUUCGGCAAAAUAUGCAACUAAAAAAACUACCAAAAAAAAUAGAAAAUGUGCUUUAGAAAUAAUCGAGAUUUAUGCAAAAUUAUUUAUUGUUAAUAAAAAAAAAAAUAUUUAACUUUCAAAUUUGGGUAUAAUGAAACAAAUUUCUGUCUAAAAAAAAAUACAUUAAUCACAUAACAUUACAAAAUGAAUAAUUUUCUAUAAUGAAAAUUAUUAAAUGUAAUGUUGAUAUUAUGCUGUGACCAACAACAAAUAUAUUUAAUAUUUUGUUUCAUUAAAAUUUGUAAAAUAUGCACAAAAUAACCAAAUGUAAAUUUUUGUUGAAUAUAUUUUAAAAUUAUACAAAGAGAAAAUUCAUAUUCAAACUCUAAGGCUGACGACGAUCGUUUUUUUUUUAUUAGUUAUAAAAUAGAGACCUAAAGAAAAACAUGACAAUCCUACAUCUUCUGAGCCCUAAUUAUCAUACAAGUCAUCAUGAUUUUUUUCUUAAAUCUCAAUGGACUAACUCAAUGUUAAUUUGAAUUUGACCCAUCAUUGAUCAAAUUAUUUAAUUUAAUUUUAACCUUGCUCCUGUGGUGUCUUUUCAUCGACCACAUGUCGGAAAAUAGGCUCUAGAUUUAAACUUAGGACAUUAACUUCCUUCGAUCGACAUUGACUUCGUAGUCGAUUUUUUUUCACACUAUACUAUAAUUCAUAAUUAAAAAGCGUUAUUUUUUUAAAUUUUCUCAUUCGUUUCUCCAUUAUAAAUAUUAUGUUCGUGUAUUUAGAUUUAGACAAAGCGAAUUAAUCAUCUAUUAUUUAUUUAUUUUAAUUUCACUUAACUGAAUUCGAUAAAAAAUAAAAAUGUAUAAUUAUAAAUUUAAGUAACAAUAAAUUAUUAUCACCGAUUUCCAAAAACAAAAUGAGUUAAACCGUUUAUUUUUCAGGGUGAUGUUUCUAUCCCGUAUGGUAACAGAAUAACAACUGUAUUAUUUUAUGUAGGUAUUUUUUACACUUUUCUACUUGAAAAUAAACAUACAUUAUUUUAAUAUACUUGAUUAGAUGACUGGUGUCCAUAACGAUGGUUAUACGGUAUUUCCAAUGUUAAAUAUCGUUUCUCCGGCUGAAAAAGGUGCUGCGUUAGUAUGGCAUAAUCUGCAUCAUUCGACUGAUGGACAUAUUCACGAGCAUACUCUGCACGGAUCGUGUCCCCUGUUAACUGGAAAUAAAUGGAGUUAGUAGAAUUAUUUUUAUUUCACUAUUUGUCAAGAAAAUUAUUUUAUUUAAUGUUAUAUAAAUCUAUAAAUUAUUACUAUUAACCAUAAUGGCCUUUAUUAAUUAUAAUGUUUAUAAAUAUAUACUUGCACUCGUUUUUUUUCUAGUUGUGACCAGAUGGCUGUAUGAAGCUGAUCAAAACUUACCUUAUAGUUGGAAAGAUAAUCUCCUUAAAAAUAAUUACUAUUGAUUCUUAUACGAGAU